GGUUAUUUAACUGGACAUCUGAGAUGAACUUUAAAAACAUUCGCUUGGGCUGGGACUUUAAACCUGAGCCAGCAGAGGUGCUGAACAUUAGCUACUCACCUUGCAAAGAAGCAACAUCUCAUACUACAAGCAAACAUGAAUGGGGAAACCAGCAAAAUAAAAGGAGGCCACACUUAUUCGGUAAAUGGCAUAGAAAACACCAAGGACAACAGAAUUUCUUUGAUUUUUUCUCUCAAAGAAGAAGUUGGAGCUUUAGCCAAAGUCCUGCGCAUAUUUGAGGAAAAAGAUAUCAGUUUGACUCACAUAGAGUCCAGGCCUUCCCGUCUCAAUAAAGACGAAUACCAAUUUUUUAUUAACUUGGAUGACAAGAGCACCCCUGCUUUGGAUGACAUUAUUAGAUGCCUAAGGCAUGAUAUUGGAGCAACUGUACAUGCACUUUCCAAAAACAAGAGGAAGGAUGCUGUUCCAUGGUUUCCACGCACCAUACAAGAUCUUGAUACAUUUGCCAAUCAGAUUCUGAGCUAUGGAGCAGAACUUGAUUCUGAUCAUCCCGGCUUCACUGAUCCAGUUUACCGCGCCCGCCGUAAAGAAUUUGCUGAUAUUGCUUAUAACUAUAAACAUGGCCAGCCAAUCCCACAUGUGACCUACACAGAGAAGGAAAAGAAAACAUGGGGCACUGUGUUCCAAGAGCUGAAGACUCUGUAUCCCACUCAUGCUUGCUAUGAACAUAAUCAUGUGUUUCCACUGCUGGAAGAUUACUGUGGAUACAAUGAAAAUAAUAUUCCACAGCUUGAUGAUGUCUCAAAAUUUCUGCAAAAAUGUACUGGAUUCAGUUUACGCCCUGUUGCUGGCUUACUGUCCUCACGUGAUUUCUUGGCUGGGUUAGCUUUCCGUGUUUUCCACUCUACCCAGUAUAUUAGGCACUGGUCUAAACCAAUGUAUACCCCUGAACCUGAUAUUUGCCAUGAGCUUCUUGGACAUGCACCUUUGUUUGCUGACCCGGGUUUCGCUCAGUUUUCACAAGAAAUUGGAUUGGCUUCACUGGGAGCUCCUGAUGAGUACAUUGAGAUGCUUGCUACGGUAUACUGGUUCACAAUAGAAUUUGGUAUAUGCAAGCAAGAUGGCAAGUUAAAAGCCUAUGGUGCUGGCCUUCUCUCAUCAUUCGGAGAACUGCAGUACUGUCUCACAGACAAACCAGAGUUCAAACCUUUUGAGCCUGAAAAGACAGCACUGCAGAAGUACCCAAUUACUGAAUUCCAGCCAAUAUACUUCAUUGCCGAAUCUUUUGAAGAAGCAAAAGAAAGAGUAAGGAAAUUUGCAACUACAAUCCCUCGACCUUUCUCUGUUCGAUAUAAUCCAUACACCCAAAGCAUUGAGGUUCUGGACAAUAUCCAACAACUGAAGAAUCUUGCAGAGAGCAUUAACAGUGAAAUUGGGAUUCUCUGCAGUGCCCUUAAAAAGCUGGAAUAGACCAGAUCAGAUACUAUGCCCGCAAUUGUGCUCCUUCACACAGUAAUAAAUCCUUUUAUUUCAGAAAUGAAGAACGAUUAAAUGUAUACAUUGUGUCUUUAAAUGUGCAACCAAAAAUGUUACAUUAAGGGAAAAUAUAAUUGUAAUUUCCCUAGAACCAGUUCAUGAUCUUCAAACUCAUGCAGAAUGUAGGUUAUUCCUAGUCUGACUAUGAAGCAAAGGUUUAUAGAAUGCUAGCCUUCAAGCCAUCUUUCUUUUAACUAAAGACUAAGGGGUAUUUUUAUCAAAGAGUGAAGUUAGAGAUAACCACAGUCCUCUAGAGUGAAAUUCCGCCACUCUCCAUUCAUUUCUAUGGGAUUUUGAAAGGCGUAUUUAUCAAAGGAUAAACUUUCACUUUCACCCAUUGUUAAGUACUCUUUUAAAAAUCCGAUAGAAAUUAAUGGAGAGUGGCGGAAUUUCAGAUCAGGGCUAUAAAUAUUUUAUAUACUUAAUAACUACACCAUCCCAGCCCUAUAACAGUAAUAAGUUGUCAAAAGCAGCUUUGAUCUUGUUAGACAAUCAUCUUUGUGCCUUUGGCUCUGCACAUGCUUCUUGGCUGCCUUUAAAAACCCAAGCAUAUUAUCCUUAAAAAGAUAUGGGGUAAUUUUGGGCAGUUACAAAAGAGUAUUUGUUCUCUUUAAAAUAUAAAUGUAAAAUAUUUUGACAAGCCCUACACUCUAUGAUGCAAAAAUACAAAUACCCUUAUAUGUAUAUAUGUAUGAAAAAUGUUAAAUAUUUUAACACAAGGCACACUAUCACAUAAAUUGUUGAAAUAUAAUGGGAUCAAUAAUAUUAUGUAAAAAAUUUUAUCUAUGUUAAGGGGCCAAAUUAUGAAGCUUCCAUAUUUUCUGGUCAAGUUUUUAGGGGGAAAACUCGAAUUUUUAGAGGAAAAAAACCCACAAAUUUUUAGAGAUUUAUU
Messenger RNA from Xenopus laevis (African clawed frog), 2428 nucleotides. It is a transcript of the gene pah.L, whose product is annotated as phenylalanine hydroxylase L homeolog. Lineage: Eukaryota; Metazoa; Chordata; Amphibia; Anura; Pipidae. Gene Ontology annotation, molecular function: iron ion binding; oxidoreductase activity, acting on paired donors, with incorporation or reduction of molecular oxygen, reduced pteridine as one donor, and incorporation of one atom of oxygen; phenylalanine 4-monooxygenase activity. The coding region runs from base 136 to 1470 and encodes 444 amino acids. Gene Ontology annotation, biological process: L-tyrosine biosynthetic process; L-phenylalanine catabolic process; aromatic amino acid metabolic process. The record is from RefSeq and is a predicted model, not a curated record. The transcript is spliced from 13 exons.